Molecule: messenger RNA, 726 nt
Organism: Symbiodinium necroappetens
Lineage: Eukaryota; Dinophyceae; Suessiales; Symbiodiniaceae
Source: the annotation of a GenBank genome assembly
AUGGGGCUCCUUUUUAAGGCUGAGCCAAAUUCCCCGGAGCCCAAAGAGGCUUCUGCCUGGGUGAACCUGGUCUUCGGCGUCGGAGACCGACCCGUCGUCCCAAAGCGGAUCCGCACAAUCCUCGAGAUGAUGGGGAUGCAGGCCACCUUGAAGCUGAUCGAGGAGGACCUGGAUCGCGUGGCGAGGGAGGGACGCCGGGCGGCGGGAGAUACCUGGAAUCGGCCGCCGGACAACAAGUGGAUGGAUGGCAUCACCUACACAGAGAAGGUGAAGAUCAAUCUUGCUCGCGCCAUGAUCAUGAAUCCGGAAGUCAUGGUCGCCCAGCGGCCGCUUCACCACUACGAUGCCAAAACUGCCGUCCAAAUGACGAAGCUGUUGCGAGCACACGUGGAAGAGAGGGGCUUGGUCUUGCCGGAGGAUCAGCGCAUCCACCGGCGGCCGCGGACGUGCUUCUUCACACUGGAAAAUGCUGAGCAGGCGAACGAUGCUGACAUGACUCUGCACAUCCAGGAGGACUGCAGUGUUCGGAUGGACAGCCGGGACAAGCCCACGGAGGACAAGCCUGCAGCGGACAAGCCUGCAGAGGACGCGCCUGCGGAGGAAAAGCCCCCAGAGGAUGCGCCUGCGGAGGAAAAGCCCCCAGAGGACAAGCCUGCGGAAGAGAAGCCCGCGGAGGAAAAGCCUGCGGAGGAGGACCAGCCGAUGGAAGAGAAGCCUGCGGAGUGA